Neocloeon triangulifer is the source of this 944-nucleotide messenger RNA. RefSeq names its product signal recognition particle receptor subunit beta (gene SrpRbeta). Lineage: Eukaryota; Metazoa; Arthropoda; Insecta; Ephemeroptera; Baetidae. The transcript is spliced from 6 exons. Bases 186 to 902 code for a protein of 238 amino acids. The record is from RefSeq and is a predicted model, not a curated record.
GCGGUGGAGUCAAAUUCGUUGUGUUGUUACUUCUGUUGAUCAUUGGUAAUUUUGUUGGUUGCUGGCCGUGCGGUUAGCCGUGCGGUGUGUUCCAUGUGUGCCGCCGUAGCUUUCUCUGUAGCCAUCGGAUCGGAGAGGCCGUCGCAUUAAUUUAACUGUUGUUCAAGAAUACGAGCUGAGAAAUCAUGGCUAUUUCCCCUCAAAUUCUUAGCAUUUUGGUUGCCAUAGUGGUCAUCAUCCUCACAGCUGCGCUUGUAUUUUGGCAACGAAGACGUGCAUCCAGAUCUGGAAUUCUCAUGGUCGGUCUCAACGAUAGCGGAAAGACGCUCCUGUUCAGCCACCUAGUCCACAACAAGUUUGUCGACACCUAUACUUCCGUCAAGGAAAACAUUGGAGAUUUUGCCAACAACAAGGCUACUCUCAAAAUCAUUGAUAUCCCUGGUCACGAAAGAGUGAGAGGAAAAUUUUUCGACCAACACAAACAAAAUGCCCGAGGAAUUGCCUUCAUUGUUGACUCCUCCACUUUGCAAUCCAACAUCAGAGAUGUGGCUGAGUACUUGUACAGCCUACUGACUGAUCAAGUUGUUGCAUCCUCCUCGCCGUGGUUUCUGAUUGUUUGUAACAAGCAGGACCAGACCAUGGCCAAGGGCAGCAGUGCAGUGAAGAAGUUGUUGGAAAAGGAACUGAAUACCUUACGCAAGACGAAACAUAACCGGCUGGCCAAUUUAGACAACUCUGCAGAAAAAGUUAUCUCUUUGGGUGGAGAGGAUAAAGAUUUUGAAUUUGAGCAGCUCAACAAAAUUAGAGUCAACUUUGCCGAAACAUCUCUCUUCAAUUCAGCUUCGAAAGACUCUAUUGAUUAUAAGCAAGUAGAAAUUUGGCUGGAAAACAUUGCUGGUUAAUUAUAUUGUAAGUUUUUUGCAAAAUUAAAAACUUUUAUUCAA